CACACAUGAACAAAUAUAGCUCGAUGAUUAAAGUGAUCAAUUUUGAUUUUCGUACCCAUCCUUGUUCUCUGCUCUUCAUAACUAGUAUCAUUAACACAACCCACAUUAUCAUUUACUGAUUGAUGACCAAAAUUAUGGCGCAACAAUGGCAGAAAGGACUAUGAAGUAUAUGAGCUUGACAUAACGACGAACUUCCUGAACUACUUUCUCUUCCUCGAAAACUUGUAAGAACAAGCACUGCAACGAGUACAACAGAUACAACAAGUACGAAAGAACAACCAGAGAAAAUCAAUUCAAGUAUCACAAGUCGUGCAUCAAUUCCUAGUACAACGAAACUACUAGUACAGCAGUCAAUCUAUUCGGACUUGUUCCUAAGGAGUCACACUAAAACCAAUCGUGUUGAUCAUUCCACCUGACUAACUAUACCUACCAUCAACAUGCCCUCUCAACGUAACUGUGUGAAGAAGCUGAAGCAGGCAGUGGUCGUGGGUGCGCUCAGCAGCGGGACCUGCAACUACGCCUAUGCGUAUCAGAAGAUCCGCCAGUCCAAGAAUAACGACAACCAAGAAGGGCCUCCUCAUGAUCACGAUGAAAGCGAGACCACUCGUAAGCCGUGUCGCGGCAACCUGCGUGGAGUUGAGGCUUGUCCUAAAAAUGGUGCAUCUUAUUUGGAGUACUUGUAUGUUGUCCCAACAAGAAGGAUUGUUCGUCUUAUAAUACUUACACAACCUACACCUGCUUCAAAGUUCUUUUGUUCAUCUUAUACUAGUACACCUUCACCUUGGUAAAAAAUAUACUGUAAUUAUAAUUUCGAGUGCUCAUCUGUUGUGCAUGAUCUAUUAAUUCUUCCAAGUGUCCAACGAAUAGUUACUAGAGUCAGCACGAUUAUCUAAAUAUUACUUCAAAAUGUUAAACAUCGAGUCCAAUCCGUUCCUCAGGCCGCUUACUAUCAAUACACCUUGCUUGGUUUGACGACCACUAUGAGUUGGAGGGUUUUGUCAAGGAAAAAACAUCUCACUCUCAAAGAUGACAGACGUCCAAGGUGAAUUUGGCCCAUCUUCUCUAAUUGAAGAAAGGAACCUUGCGAUGAUCAUGAUUCCGCUCGCUCUGCGCACACCGACGAAGCAGAGAUCCAAGAAGAUGUCCUGGAUGAGACUGCGACCGUUCCUACCGCUUUUAUGGUGACUGAGGCGAUCAGGACCAGGAGACAAUGGCAGACGGCUCUGGCUGCGUCCCGUGGAAAUCUCGGUGGAAGAGGUUAUGGACAAGUGAAGAGUAUCUACUACAUGAUUAGAAAUUUCCUGUACAUGAUUAGUCAUCUCAGAGAGUUUAACAAAAACAAACAUCAUCCCAUGAUUAGAUCCACGAGGAGGAUCAUGCUCGAUUUCGUCAACACCAUGCAGGGGAAUUUUUCUUCAUCCUAAGCAUCAGCCCAUACGUAGACCCAGCCCCUCUGAUUCAGUUCCUCAACAGCAAGUAUAGGAAGCUACGAUCUAAUAUCACUUUUAUUCAACUUGCAACUAGAUAUAUGUUACAGGAGAUCGCGAGAGGGCAAUGAUCAUGAUGAAGUAGAAGUAAGGGUCGUGUUGUUGUUUGUCCUCAACAAGGAUGCACCUGAGCAUGCGAAGGCGUCGCUCUAAUUCAACCCGGCAAGGGCUCAGCGAACAAAUGCAAAAAUCGCUCAGGCAAAAGUGGCACUGGCAGAGGCAAAGAAGGAGUACUAAGGCGGACUGUGCAUCCUCAGAGGCAUGCCUCUUUACUUUACACCUAGAAAAAGUAAACGCGAAAAAUGUGGUGACGGGGGCACUUCAAGAUUAGAAAGGCAUCCUCCAGGACGUGUAUGGCCCUUUUUAACAGGAUAUGAAGACGAUUACUCUAAUUCAAUCUACCCAUCCCCGCGCAGAAUGCGCCGGCGAAACGGACAGAAGCGCAACCCCAACAAGAGCAUUAAGACCACUUCCAAUUAAUAGGUAGACUCCACUCCUCCUGUUAACGACAAAAAGCAAAGGUCAAGGAUGCACUUCUAGUGGAUAUGAUGAUGAUUACUCUAAUUCAAACAGGCGGAGCCGACUUCUAUUUACUAUGUAUCCUCGACGGCAUCCCUGGCCUCUGUACACUCAGAAACAGUAGAGGCCAAGGAUUCGCUUGAGGAUGUGAAGGCGAUCGCUCUAAUUCAGGUUAAAUCUAAUAAGUAUCACUUUUUUUCAACUUGUUACUACAUAUAUGUUACAGGAGACAGCGUCCGAGACAAUGAUCAUCAUGAUGAAGUAGAAGUAAGGGUUGUGAUCUAACUCAAGAGCGAGAAGGCGGAAGAGCAGGGAGCACCAAAACUAACAGAGGAGGAACUUCUCCAGCAUAAUUAAGGGGACUUCAAAAUAAAUGAUAUACAUCCUCCACGACAUCCCUGGCCUUUUUUCUUCACGUAGAAAAAGUAAAGGUCAAGGAUGCACCUCCUGAGGAUGCGGAGGCAAACGCUCUAAUUCAAGAUAGCCACUCUCAAAGAAGAAAUUAUUUAUGGAGACGAAGCGCGCCAACGCAUCUUGAAAGUCAUCCCUGUCCUCUUUUCGCCUACGAAAAGUAGAGGUCAAGGAUGUAUGUGAUGAAAGAAGAUGCGAGGGCGAUCGCUCUAAAUAGCGAAGCAGAAUAAGAGGGUCGAGAAGAAAACGAAAAGUGCAAAACUUAAGGGGAUAGAUAUAGCCAAGCUAGAGGUAAAAACUUCAUCGGGAAAAGCCACAAAGGACCUAAAGCGCAUGCGCGGCGAGUUGAGUGGAAUUGUUGUUAUGCUAGAAUAGCGUAGGUGUUCGACAUAACCAAUUUAGGAGCGUUGUCGGUGCUGGCUGUCAUCCCAAACAUCAUACCAGUACUCCGCAUUCAGGGGGCUGCGCAUCCUACACGCAGUGCACUCGGGACGCCGAGCGUAAUAUUCCAUAAUCCAUAUUCUGCAUUCAUUCAAAACAAAAAAGUCCUGUAAUCUGUAUUCGAAAGACAAACAAUCAUCCAAAAGCUACCCAUGCAAAGAAAGUUCAAAUCGAAAAAAAAAAAAAAACGACCAAGAUGCCUUCGUGAAUCCGUAAUCUGUUUCCGGGAAAACAUCCGCACUCGCUUCACACAAAUAUCCAUCCAUUGUAAAUGAAGUCCAUAGUCAAUCAGUUUAAGAAGGCGACACAAAAUGACGCCCAACAAAGUGUCGAGAUCCCCGUUGGUAUUCGAUAAUGUCGCCGACGCUCACGUCAAAUUCCUCCAACUAGCAAGAGGAAGGAGCAACAAAAUCAAGUACUCAGCCGAAGUAAAACUUCAGUUAGAACAUGGCGAAGAACGUCAAAAAGUCCAUAAUGGACUCGAAUUCCCGGGCUCUAUCUCAAGUAACCAAGCACUUGGGGCAAUCCUCCACGACAUCAGCGCGCAGUUUGCGUUCAGUAUCAAAUCAAUCAUCUCAGCCGGCUCAACGUAUGAGAUCGCUGAUAAUAGCGAGAGUGUCACUGACCUCGAGUUUUUAGCAAAAAUCCACGUUGGGGGAAUUUUCAACCAGUUUCCUUUUUCAAUAUUCAACGCAGACGGACCGCCACUAAAGAAGCGCAGUGUCGAGUCCGGGUCGUCCACCAUCAGCGAACCGUUCAUCACAGUCAUAGCCAUUCAUCAUCUUAGCACUCUUGGCAACCUCAUGUGCACCGCAGUACUAGAGGCAAGAUUCCACGAAGGUCCCAAAAAAUUCUCCGGUGUCAUCACGUGUAAAUGUGACAGAAUCUCCCGCAGCGAAUUCAACGAAUUAUUACUACUAGACAUCAGCGCCGCGCAUAACUAUCGAAUAUCCAGACAUGCCGCAGCUUUCCACCAAAUCCACAAUCUUGCUACUGACGUCGUUUGGAACAACAUCAACAACGAGCCACAUACUAUUCGAGCCACCAAUCAAAAGCGCGAGGACCUAAUAAUGAUGAGUGCCAGUUCGAUUUCCUUUCGCGUUUGCGUGAUUGAGGCGCUAAAUGAAACAGGGACGGAGUUUAUCUGCAUGGGAUACCAGCACCCGCCUACCAAUUCACGCGGUCUAAUCCAUUUCAACAUCAUCACCCCCGAAAACUUCGCAUCAGAUAAGGAAAUGCUGGCACUAUGUUCCGAGGCGGUGAAAACAGAGAAGAAGUGGAGCGGCGCCGUUUUCGAAUCUUACUACAAGUCAGCAUCGAUUCAAGAAAUGGCGAACAAAUUCAAAGAACAAGGUGCACCAAGUAACAGCAAAGAAGUGAACAUCAGCAACUACAUCCAAGAAUUGCGAGCAAUGGCAAAAAACUCUUCGCCGUUUCUUCAGGCAAAAUUCAGCAGCAGUAAAGAGGUGGGCAGCAUGAUUUUCAACAAGAGCGGACCCAUACUCGAGAAAGCGUGCAAGAGCUGCCUCAUCGAAAUCAAUCCGAAUUCCAACUCUUGCACUCGCACGCGCAGACUCGACUCUUGUCAUAGUCAAGUGGUCUUCUGCGGAUUCGCUGCAGACGAGACGCAGGCAGUCCAACUUUCUGAUGAAGUUAUGUCAUUCAAGUUAAUGAUCAGCUCGAAUCUAUCCAGUCAUCUAACGUAAACCAUCUACAGGCUAUCAAAGGCCACGCCGAAGCGAGGGCAUUGGUUGCAAUGGAAAGAAGCAAUCCAAGGUGGCUAUCACGCUGCGAAACUACGUUUGUUCGGAAGCACGUGCAACCUAUUCAAUGAAUUUCCAAUGGAAGAGAACUUCUCCAAGCUCAUCAGCAACCACUCACUCUCGACAACUCUCACACUUGUGUCAUGCUUCCCGCAUUUGGGAGCGGCGAUCGCGACCUUAUUCGCUUACACAAGCUGGACUGACAUGCAAGCACUAGGCCGAACUAUAUCCGCUUUGGCGAUCGUCUACCCAGACAUGGAGAACAGCGCUACAAUCAAGGUAAAUCGCUGCAUUCAAAUCCAAUUAAACGAUCAAAAGUAAACAACAGCCGACAUGUCGUCACAAUCUUGGAGCUCAGCUACGUCCUCAGCAACCAUUUGUUCACAGGUCAUCACGGGACUAGCGUACUCAAUUAAGCCUGGACAAGAAUUCAGCAGAAGUUUCGCCCGGUGGUGCGCACAAAGUGCUACUCUCCCUCCACCCCUGUUCACGGAAGAAGUGUGGUCCACAAGCGGAACCGAAUGCAUUCGCAAAUCAAUCAGAGACAUGGAUUGUCAACAGAUGAAUCACGGAGCUGAAGACGACCUUCGCACCGUUCUAGGAAACUUCACUGGUGAAUUGCGUCAGAAAGGAGCAAGUCUCACGAUGUACCAGGCCCAUGAGUCUAAGGACAGCAUCUAUUUCAACAAUAAUUCGCCAACAUCAUCAGCAGCAGGCAGUGAUGGUAAAUAGAUUGCGAUGCCAAUUCAGGGCGAAUCGCUUGAAGUCAACGCAAUCAAAUCGUUGAGCAAGUACUAGCUCACUCUGAGAACAUUGCAAACCACACUGAUGGCAACCAAUGAAUCACAUGCAGCGAUACACUGUUUGAUGCACAUGCCUUAGCCAUCAAGUAACAUGACCGAGCCAACGGAAGUAGGAAACGCAGCAGACUAUAGUAGUCAUGUAAUCACUCAAUCACCACGCAUCAUUGACCAACAACAGGUCAUCACAUAUUCGAGUCAACGAAGUCAAGCAUCGUCUUUCCGUACCAAAUCAACAGGAGCAAAGUGCGUUGCAUUGGCGAGCUUAGUCUUUUUUGCGGUCAUUAUUCAUAAUUAUUUUUACUCGACUAGUGCAGUUCAGAGCAUCAAGAUGACGCGAAUUCUUGAAGAAGUCAAUAAGUACUUGGAGGCCAGUCCAUCAGCCGGGUCAGCAGCCGACUCAGAUUGGGACGGUUACACUCAAGAAGAGUGGGAUGACUGGUUUUACGGUAAAAGAUGCACAAAUAAGGACGCUGAACCUGAGUCGGAUAUUUUGAAUGAAUCAAAGAAAGCAAACACUUCGGACAACAACGCGCAAGCUUUCACUUCCAACUCGUCACCAACCAUCCAGCGCAUCAGUAAUUGCCGUGAGUAUUGUGCCACAAAAUUAAACAAAAACAUGUCGGGCGACGAAGGUCUUGGCGGGCCACCAGCGCCGCCGAUCAGUUAUUUGCGCCUUUCAUGCGAUAAAAGCUUCUCCAUCUUGGGAGCGUGUGUGGUGUGCAAAAACAUGAAAGAGAGCAACGCUUUGCGCACAAUAGGCAUCUGCAAUGAUUGCAAGCGCAUUCAAGGGCCAAUGGUCCACAGCUUCUUCUAUGUCGUGGGUAUCGACGACCCAGAAAAAACGACUUGCACAGCGUGCAACAACCAAAAGUCGCUGGCAAGGAUGACCGACGUCAAAAAAGCACUCGCGGUAUAAUCUUACAACGCCACUCCAUGAGUGUAUCGAUUCAAGGAUGGCGCAACUAAAAAUUUUAUAAUAUUCAUUACUCAAAUUGAACAACUCGUCAGAGCUCCGCUGGAGACGUAAGCGCGGGCCCUGAAAUCAUUGGGGAUUAUCCCUGGUUCGCCGAGUGCGUGUCAAUGAGCGACAAAGAAAUGGAAGAUGCCUCUGCAAUCUUGAAGAGGCCACCCAUGCAGAAUCAAUCCACAUCCAAGCUAAGCGCAAGCGUAAUAGUCAGUGUGUUAUGUACAGGGGGUCGCAGUCGAGUCAUCUCUCAAGUUCACCAUAACUUACGUCAAAGUCUUCUAAUCCUCACUGGCACCCACAUCGAGUCAAUCCGAACAUAAUCACACACCAACAGGAAGUCAUGAUGUUGAGCGCAACACUCGCAGGGGACAGGACGGCAAAGCACUGCAGAAAGCAGCCGAUCAAUUGAAACACAAAGGAAGCGAACACAUGAAUUGGCCGAAGUUGCUUCUAUUCUAACUUCCAAUGGCGGAAGCCUUUUGCAUUGCAGCAACCAUCUGCAACGGCUAAUCAACCUAUUCCAAGGGCAGCCAGUAGCUAUCCUUGCCGAGUGCGCCCAUUUCCUGGCUAAGUACCAUUUGGAUCUCUCGACUAUGAUGGCGGCUUCUAACAAAAAGGGCAAGUCGCGUCAACCACUCAACGAAGUCACGCCGUCCAACGUGGCCUAUGCAAUCUACUUCACUCUCAAGCAAUGGGGGAAGAGCAUCAAACUGAGAAGCCGCACCGACCCAGUGCGCAGAGGGUUUUACAACCUAGAACUCCUGCCACAAGUCACCAACGCUUCGACGCGCAGCAUGCAAUCUAGAGGCGCCCUGAAGGUAAUAGCAACCUUUAGCAUCAGCGCGUCAGUAUCAGUAUCCAUUCCGUUAACGUAAUCCAAAUUCCUUUAGACCUCCAAUUUCGUCGCCACGUUUGUUUAUGUGCCAUCACCCAUUACGCAGGCUUUAUUUAAUGGCCGAAAUUUCGAGCGAUGAGCUAAAUCAGGCUCGACAACAAGUUGCCAAACGAAGCAACAGCAGCGAGUUCAGCAAUCCCAGCAUCCCAGCCAAGUAUCCCAAGUACGGGAGCACUUCGUUGGCAAACCCCAACGCAAUGGCAAUGGGUGGUGGCGGUGCCGGAAGUAGCAACAAGAACAAGGGCGGCAACAACUACGGCACAAAGAGUGCUGAUGCGCGUGUGUCUGACAUCCUACGUGGAGCGGCUGCGGAUGAAGCUGCAGCAGCAGCUGCGUUCCAAUCGGCUGUCAAAGUUGACGCUAGUACUACUUACAACUUUUUCUCCCACAGCAAGUUGUGCCGCAGCUGCUACAUGUUAGGCUACGGCAUGAACAUGAGCCACGUCUAUGGAUUCGAACACUGUGAGGCAGCGGGGAACACCUGCGCGAUCGCCUGCAAAAUCUGCUACCAGAAACAUGGAGUCACCGCUUACCAUUGGGCGUCAGCGUGUCCGUACCGCGAUGGCAUCUCUUCUCAGAAAGAAACAAAGGGGAGCGGUAAAGGGAAGAAGGGUAGCAAAGGAAAAAACAGGCAUCCAGGUUAGACAUUCGAGACGUCUAAGAAGCAUGCAGAUCAAGGCAACAUCCAACCAGUAUUAAAAAGUUAGAACGCCAGGAACUACCCUCAUCUAUUCACGAGAUAAUUGUCAAUAUCAGACCCAUGCAAUUUUUAAUAUUCACGACACCCCAUUCAGAACGGUAAUCAAUCCCACCCGUGCUCAUGAUGCUGAACAAAGCAAAUGCAACGUUGUAACGAUCCGCUAGCGUCUUACUAUCACCUCACGACUUUGCCACAAUCCAUUCGUUCGGCUCAACGUACUCUAUGAGGGAUUUCGGUUGGAUAUCGGUUGGAUUUUCAAAAAAAUUUUUUCGUUUUUUGUUUUAAAUUUUUACGGGAAGCACCAGGUUUGCCGGGGGAUUUUUUGCAGACGUUGCUGUCGCAAUUAUUUGCAUGCUUUGGCCAAAGCUAUCGGAGCGAGGCCUGCCGUUCCCACUCGUGACCUAAUUCGAGGCCCUGAAAGUACAAACUUGGGCGGGUGGGGUAGCUCAUUCUGGGCUACAGGUAGGCCGAGCCCAAAAGGUUCUAGUUAGCCUUUUGGGAGCUUCUGGGUCUGCUUUGAUUUUGAGUAAGGAUCUAAUUAAGCGUCUAGUUGGGCGUGAGUAUGAAUUUGAUAUGAAGGGCAGCUGCGUCGAAGUAUCGGAACUUGCGGAAAAGUGUUAUGGUCACGGUUGUGAUUUAGAGUAACUGAGAGGAGUUUCGAAUGAGUCGAAGAUGGGGAUCAAGUGGAGCUCUUUACUGCUUCGAGCUCUUCGCUAUGAACUAAAUUGUCGUAGUUCGUUUGUAAGAUCGUAAAAGAAAAACUCCAACAACAAUCGAUCGAAUCGCGCGUCGUGUCAUGAGAAGCGAGCCGACCUUGGAGUAGUUUUCGAAGACGGAGGCAGAGUUACUCAUCUGGAGGCGCACGCUUCGGCAAGUGGUUGCGUCGAUUCGUGAUUCCGAACUUCGUAGGGAUUGCUCAGCUGAUUGGGCAUUUACUGCAGGCGAGGAUGGAUAUCGUUUAGAUUUUCAGUCGGUAUAGUCGGCCUUUAUGGUGCAUCUCUAUAUGAAGAGCGUCUGAUUGGAAAAUUCUUAGUAGGGCUACACUUAGGGGGCGUAGUAUGUCAUAUAUUUCACAUGUGCAUAAUUAUAUCUUGUCAUAUUCUUCCACGCUCUCACGAUGAGCGUGAAUCCGAUCGGCCUUUCGAAAUUGCAGCGCCGCUUACUGGAAGCGGCGGGGAAAACAAUAGUAGCAGAAGAGACGACAUCUAGUAGUAGUUUGGAGAGCACAACACGAAGAGCAUCUGACUCAGUAGUCGAAGCGGCGGCAGAAUAUUUUGAAUCAGGACGAACAGAGGCAGACACAAGAGUACUCAAAAAAGUAGGCAUUUAUGUGCAUGAUCUAGCAUGGGAAAGAAUCUUGAAGAGGAUAGACCAGGGAGACGUGUCAGAAGUUUUGGUUAUACUUCAAACGGAUGGAACGACGAAGAAAACUCUGGCCUGCGAGCCAGGGUUUAGAGCUGCUGGCACGCUAAAAUGGAUGGUGUCCAACGCUUCGGUCAAGUUGGUUCUGGGGGAAGAGGAGCACGCUGUAGACCUGUGGCUACCUACUCAUCUAGCCGGAACUGCUCCGCGACCGAAGAGUGAUCUCCAGCGGAGCAAGUUGCCGAUCGAUAGUACUCUCCGAGUGAGCGAGAGCUACGACAAUGCGGACCUAGCGAUGCGGCAACUAGAUGAAUGCAUGGCGAAGCUAUGGAAAAAACCAGUAGUAGUAGUAGCGCCGACAGAUAGCGGAGGGUCGACACAGCUGCAGCAGCUUCACAUGGUGCUACUUGCGGACAAAAGCCCUGGGAUCGCAAUUCUAUGGGCAGACCAGUGCAGAGUACACUUGAUCGCCAUAUGCAGCAAGGCUGGAUAUGAGAAGUUUGCCCAUAUCGUGGGCUUUGACCCAAGGGCAUUCGAGAAGGAAGUCUACUGCAUUGUACUACUUGUUGAGGGGUUCUUCUUCUCAUAUUAAGCUUCUGACGUUUCAGCUUUGUUAUGAUUAAUUUCUUGAUUUUGAUGAUUGCGAGAAACUUCAGAUUUAAUUUACUUUCCUCUUAAAAUUAUUCGUGUCUAUGGCAAGCUAAAUUCAGAAACUAACGUUAUCAGGUCCAUAUUUGUCAGGAAUAGUUUCUCCUCUCAAGCAUCGUCAUGGCUGGCAGUAUGAGUUGUAAAUUUUUACUUUUCAGGCAUGGGGAAUUAAUGAAAAGAGCAUCAGUAUUCACAACGCGGUGAGCAAGCACAGGGGGCAUCUCUUUCCCGAGUGGGGGCCCGGCGAUGGCUUUGAUUCCGAUUCUGAACUUUGGAAGUUCAUGAACAUCGCCAUGAACAAGCGAGGAGCAGUAGAGGAGUUGAAGGGGAUGAUAGCAAUUCACAACAACAAAGUAGUAAUCAACAUGCCGGACCACGAUCCUCCAGCGGUGCGGCGGAAGCUUCACGCCUUGUUCACGAAGUUGCAGCUACCGAUUUGGACCAGGUGGCUUAGCUUUUCGAAUUGCGUCGGCGAUUUAUGCAUGCUUCUUUCAGUUGGAUUAGGAUGGGUUUUGCAUGCGGUGCAUGAGACACGGGGAAAAUAUGACCGGCUUCAGCUGCCGGCUCCAUAUUUCAACAAACAGAAGUCAAAGGGUAUUACUUAUUUAAACUAGACUGCUGCGUCAGUACAUACAAAUCUUCCUACUCAACUUGUUGCUGCUUGUCCAAUUUUUCAAUUGCUUUUCGUUCAGGUGAAAUUUUUGACCUUCUGCUGUAUCUGCUGUGUAUAGCGAAGUUUACUGAGGCUGGUGAAAAAGCAAAUGCGCGGUUCUUGGACGAGCAGCACUUCUUCACGCUGCCGGAAAUGAAGGAAAAGUACACAGUAAGCCACGAUGCUGCUGUGGAGUACUUUGAACGAGGCGAGCAAUUGAAAAAAGACCUGAUGAUGAUGAUGCCGGGGCGCGUGGAACCGUUUACAGCAGAAGAAAGUGAUAAGGUGUUGUUUAGUUUCAUUUGUUUGCUGCAUAAGUGUUUAGGACUUCCUGCUCAGUUGAACUCUUCUGAUUUCGUCCAAGGAAAUAAUAAACACCCACGACAAUUCAUGCGUUUCCUGAUCUGCUUAUUUCAUUCAGGCGUGACGUUUUCUUCGUCCUUGAGUUUCUGUUUUCACGAACAUGCAACAAACGACUUUCUUAGAUAUCCCGAGCACGGCGCGCGGCGGUGACAGCCUUGUGGGGUAUUAGAGCAGCUGUAUCUGAGGUUGCUUUUUUGGUCGUCAACGCGCAGGACCAAUUUCGAGAAAAGCUUCGGCAGUCGUCUGAUGAUGCUGCUCUUGAUUGGGCUUUGGAGUGGGAGGCGAACAACCUGGAGAUGGGCGGACUUGCAGAUAUCAACAUGCGGCACGUUUCUCGGAGGCUAAGAUCUUUACCGAGCAGGAGUGUGCAGCUGCGGUGGAUCAGGUCUUUAAAACGGUUGCUCAAUGGAUAUAGGAGGACUACUGCGGCGGUGGAGCGGCGAAUUGGUAGGGCUAAAACGAAUGCCAAACGCCGCUUCCUGAACGGCGCUGUGGGGCUUCCGACUGUGGAUUGCCUUACAAACCGGAAAGACCUAGUAGAUUUUCGCGCUAGUGUAGAAGAAGGCGUUGAGUACUAUGCUGCGCGUGAUGCACGAGAAAAUAUGGACUCUGAUCAAGAGUCUGCACUUCAGCUACCCGCUAGAGCUGCCCGGUAUAUGCAACCACGAGACUACGACAUCAUGACAGCAAAAAUGCUGAAGAAUCCGGAACUAAAGGAGUUGACGCCUAAGUCGCGGCUGCGAAGCGUGCGUGGUAAAAUUAAAGUGGGUGUGAGAGUUGCAGUUACGGAUGACGACAGGCGCGUGUAUCAAGAGAAGUACGACGCACGAUUCGCGGCGGCCGCGGACGAUAGCGACACAUCAGACGAUGAGGCGGAGCGUCCUGCUGCUUCGCAGAAGUCUCUUCUGAUUGCAAAGAAGUUCUACGACGAGAUUGAAGAUCAGGCGAUGCAGAUGGUGAUCGACAUGCGAAAUAAUUUCGAAUGGGGCAGUAAAACCCUUUGUGCAAGAACAGACCGGUCGCAGCAGGUUGUCCGUCAAAGCUCAGAGGAGGUAACGCUGUUGGUUCGAAAACCUAAUGCGUGUUACCAGGUUGGCCGGGUGAUGUAUGCAGUGAAGAAACAAUUGAAGGAGGGAGAUUCGCACCAGGAAGUAGUAGAACAACUGGGCGGCUUACAGUUGCCUAUGCCGGAAGUAAAUAAUGAUGUUGGUGAGGAAGUAGUUCCAGACGAUGACGUUGCUGCGGACAGCAUGAAGGUGAGUGUCCCGGAGGACAUAGCAAGCUCCGCGCAGACAAUUUUGCGGAUAGGAGCAGCUGUUUUCGUAACACAUCUGAAAUCAGGGAAGCAGGUGUGCUUUCUGGUCACGCAUCAGGACAUGAGUAACUAUCAUUUCAAAGCAGUAGAACUGAUUAGAGACGCAGGCAUUCGGCAGCGGACGCUAUACAAGUUCGGCCGUCUAGUUCUUACCACGCAAAUCCCGUCGCAUGCAAAGGCUUUCGAUUUAUCGGACGUGGGAGUUCAUCUCUGCAGCUUUUGCACGAACAUGUCGCGGGGGGUCAGGAUUGCGGUGAACCCUCAGCCGCUGCAGGUGCAAGGACAGCGAGCAGAGUCAACGCAUGCGAACACAGUGAAAGCAGAGCGGCAGCCAGUGAGCAAACUGGAGAAGCGCCUUCUUGAAGUAGCAAAUAAUCAGUAUGUAGAUCCUUUUGCGCCUGUUGUUGAUCUUCCUGAAGCAAUUGUUACUCGCAAGCAGAAACGACCACCCCAGCAGCACGAGGAGCAGAGGCAGAAGAUUCCGGACGAAAAACGUCAGAAGCCUAAUAGUCCGAAAAUGGGAAAGCAGUCUGAGAAACUGACGGAGGACCAAAGGGAGAAACACGACCGGGAGCGUGCAGAAGCGACGAAGCAGCUCAAGCGCUGCAUGCGGGUAGAGGGUUUUACAGUGAAACUCAACGGGAGUGUCACAACCCAGUCGUACUACGGGCGUGCGCAUGAUCGUUUCGAAGUCAAGUGCACGGACCCAGAAAUGAAGAGAGAUUUCAAGAAAAUGCGGCAGAAUAGUAAUGUGGACUUUCUUGCGAAAUCGACGGAGAACUGUAAGCGUAUUGUGGGCUAUAGGGAGGAGGAGCAAGAUUUUGGUGAGGCGCUGGGAGGAUUGUGGGCGUGCCGCACGCGAUUUCUGUUGCAGAACUGUAAGAAGUAUGUAAAAGAUAUCAAGUUUAAGAAUACUGACACUACAUCACUGAAACAAGCAUGGCAAAACGUUUCUGCGCCAUUUGUGGCGUAUGCCAAACAGAAAGCAUAUGGUGACUCAAGAUUAUUAGACCGCGUGAAGGAGAUGGAAUUAAUUAAGGACAGCUGCAUGAAGCAUUUAAAGUUGAAGGACGUGAAUGGCUAUGAUGAUGUGGUUCCGCAAGCCUAGAAGAAAAUCGUGCUGAGCUGAUUUCGAAGACCUGGGUAUUUACUUCUGAAGAGCCAGACUUUCCAUGUGGAUUCUGGCUGGAUUCUUCGUGGAUUUUUUACCAUAUUCCUUUGUGUUCGGGAUGGAUUGAAAGUGGAUUUUCGCGGUAGUGCAAAAUCCUGUACAAUUCCUUUAGAAGUGAUUUUUAGCUCAAUAAUCCGGGCAAAAUCCAGGCAGAAUCCAAAUGGAAUCCUGAGGAUCUUCCUGUGUCUAUUCUGGAUCUUGGUCCAAAAUCCAAAUGAGAUCAGCCAGCCUAAACAGGGGACAAGAGCGGGAUCAUCUGGUCACAUUUUCAAUUAAUUGUUUUUCGUUGAAAGUGAAUAAGUCUAGUUCUCAUUUUUUCUAAUUCGAGUUUCCAUCGAGCCAACUGCUUCGUCAAAGCCUUCCGUUAAAAUCUCUCUGUAGCUUUGAGAGAGAUUUCGUGCAGAAGAUAUUCGUCUUCAGUCGUUCCGAGUGGUUCUCGCCGCAGGCUCGUUUGCUUUCAAAAUGAACGCUGCGCACCAUUUGACGGAGGAGCAAGCGGCCAAGCGCCGGAAGCUCCAAAAGUCUUUGACCGAAGACGUCACCGACAAGAUCUUGCGCAACCCAGUCUUAUCCUGGAUCGUGCCAGAGAAGGCGGUAUUCAUAUUUUUUCUAAACCAGUAGAGACCUGGGGAGAAGCUUUUACUUUUUUGCUGUAGAGUUCAAAUAGCGUUGUAGUUGCAUUGAUUUCUUUCUUUCCUCAAUCCUUUCCGUCAUAAAAUCAGUAGAGCUUUCUUCUUGGGUACUUGGUAUUUAUCCAAGCCAGUUGCUGUCUGUCUUCUCGACGAAUCGCUUCUCUUUUCACAGGAGCACCUCAACGUGACGAACGCUCUGAAGCGUGUGGUGAAGGUCCACAAGUACCGUCAGACGACUAUUGUAGCCUCGAUCGAGGGAAUCGCGAAUGGCAGCAUCCACAUGGACGAUAUGAGCGAGGACGAGAAGACCAUUAGGUCCGCUUUUCUCAAGCUCGGAGCAUUGAUGUUGAUGAUGCUCGGUGAGAGCGAGACCCGCAAGAUGGUGACCUGCGUGGUUCGCUGGAAGGAUACGAUUGCGGCUUCUACCUGGCAACGCAUUCACGUACUUUUCUCUCAUUUCUUGACUCUCGUAUUGGUUUUAAUAGGACGAGUGGACUCCUGGUUGUAGUGUUCUUCAACAUUGUGCAACAGUCUCGCGGUCGUAUAUCCUAAACAAAGGCCAGAGAUUAUUUUCGUCAUAUCGCAAAACAUAGUCACCAUGGAAAUCGUUUUCAUUUCUUCUUUCAUCAUUUACCCUGCGCACACUCGUCACGACAGACUUUGCUUCGCCGUAAAUGCGACCUCCUGACGUCCGCGCAGCAGGCUUUUGCGACGAUUGAGGAACUGCAAAAGGUGGCUAAGAACCACCCCGACCAGCUGAACGAGUGUGAAUAUCAUGCAGUGGUGGCAUACUGCAAAGGGGUGGCUCGUGACCGAAAGAGCGAGUCUGUGGAGUUGAGGAACAAAACGCCAGUGAUGAUCGCAGACUGGUUCAGAUUUCUCAUGCAAUUGCUUAUGAUAGUACUUGCGUGCUGGAGACCUCGGGCUAUCUUUUUGCACAACUAAGUCGGUCAAAGUUGUAGGCUUUUCUCUAGGAGUUCAAAAUGCUUAGAGAUUGAUCAGCUUAAAUCAACGCAAUCGAUUGCAAACACCGACCAUCGGGCAGAGUUCUUCACGUUUCUCUGAAUUGUCAACACAGGAACGAGAAGCACCAAUCGAUCUUCGGGGGAACCUUUCCGACUCUUCUGAAAUUCAGAGACGAGAUCAACAACUGUGUGACCAUGUCCAUUACGUACGACGACUUGAUUGGGCGCUUGCGCCAGCAAGGCAACGGCCCAAUUCGCGACAAUGCGCCAGAAAACAACUCCGCGUGGUACAUCUGGUCGAAAACCGUGAAGGUACUAGCUUUUCUGUCUAUUUUUUCGGAUGAUCUUGAAAAUUCAAGUCGUUGCUUCUUUCUUCGCCUCAUGUUCUACUCGAUUAUCACAGAUGCUGGAGGAUGCGCAGCUUGAAGUUGUGGCGCAGGCUUUCAAACGCGCGCUCUUGUGCUUGUUCAACACCACGAACGACCCGGGCCUUCACCCGGCCACUCUGUCAACCUAUGCCGCUAAGCUGAAACCGGUCUACGACAAGCAGCUGAUGCGCGACUGCUUCGAGGCGCUGAGUCGCAACGUCACCGACUUGGCUACCUGGGUACUUUCUAGAGCUUACACCUGUUUCGGUAAUGUUCGUCUAGAGGGUUUCGAGGUUUGAAGAUUUUCUUGCAAUUUUAGCAACAGAACCUCAAAAAUUGAUGCUGUUUGUCACAAGAAUCUUGGUAGUUUUCGCCAUGGAGAUGAGAGAGAUACACCUUCAGUCAUUUCCUCACUUCUUUGCACAUUGCUGUGCUGUAGUUUUCUCCUACCCUUUCUCCAGGUGGACGACGGCAUGCGCAACGGUCUCUGUCGUGUUUGCGAGUAUUUUACCGAUGAAAACGUGGCAAUCCCGGUGCAGAUUCGUGUCAUGCGUACUACCAUGGAGAACGUUCGUGUCGCCUAUCAGCAGGGAGGUCACACGAGCAAGAAGGGCACGUCCUUCUUGAAGGACCACGCUUCUCAGCCGUUUAUCGCGCUAGUGAAGGCGCAGAUGCAGUCGGAGGCAGUACGCGAGCACAACGAGACGGUUGACGCGCUUGCCAUCUUGGCCGAAUACCUCAAUGAUGAGCAUGCGAGUCCCUUCAACGCUCCCGCGGUGACCCAUUGGAAGGCCAAAUUCAAGGUCACUCAGCCGAAGACCUGCGUCGAACGCAUCAACACUCUGGUGCACUUCUUGGAGAAGUUCACAGGCGGCGCACCCAUCGGUGAUCAAGAUCCAGCGAAAGCCUGCGGAUACCGCGAUGACAUCGAGCCACUCCUCAGGGAGCACUCUUUGUUGGACGGACCUUUGAGAGCCUUUCUCAAAGCGUGGGUCACGAGCCGCGACAGAGUUGCUGUCAACGUCUGCGAGAACGCUAUCGCUACUGGUAUGAAGAUACUUAGUCUAAUCGUUGUAGUCAUAAGUCUCCGGGUACUAGAGUUCCUGUCAUGACCAAGCAAGUAUCUUCGUGUCUACUACUGGGCUUGCUUAUUAACCUCUGGUCGACCAUUCUUUUCCAGGUACCAAAGCUGACGCCGAAAUCGGAUUCGCUGCCCUCUCGGAUACUUGGCAUGACCUUGCCCCUCAAGUCCAAAACGAUUUUGCAACUCGAAUCGCCAAGAUGGGAGCUGCGCAAGCCCAACAAGGUCCCCCGCAGGUCGCUGCAGCAGACAACAGCUUCUAACGGUGAAGGUUGGCCGUCGAGGUGGUAGCAGAAGAGUGAAACAAAAUGAGACUGAGUCUUCGCGCAACAAGUAGCGAAGCGUUCACUUUUCGGGGUGGUUGCUUACAAGUAGAUAGAGCUUCAAGCUGCUUUUUCUCGUAAGUAUCAACAAUUCACACAAAUGCUUGACUUCUCGUUGCUGCAGGAUGGGGCAGCGUUUGUUAUCCCAUUCAGAGUCGACUUCAUGCUUAUGAAAUUACUGAUUUGAGUCCUCGCUUUCAAUAGUCUUCGCGAUCUGUUGUAGUUGGGAUUUCACUUGUCUGGUCUUGAUCAAUGAACGAGCAACUAUUUUCAACGUGAAAAUUCAUGCACUGAGGACCGAGCAAGUUUUAUAUCUAUGAGUACGUGAGUUAUAAUUUCAGUCGCUUAAUUUUGUAGCGGUACAGGUAGAGCUUCACCAUCAAAGCAAACUAAUGCGAGAAGUAUGAACCUAAGACCCGCCACACUUGAAGGAAUGACUUUUAGUCUAUAUGAGGAAAAAGCAGCGAAAGAACGACCUGAAUUGAAGAAAUAAAACCAAGCCCUAUAUGUUAAAUUUCUACACCUUCAGUAUUGUUUUGAGUGAUUCCCUAGUCCUUGUUUCUGCUGUUGCUAUCGUUUCGGUGCAUCUUCGAGAGUCCGCUAAUGUACAGUCUGAUAACAUGGUCGCACCGUUUACGCUCAUCGUCAUGUUUGAAAGGUGGAUAGAUAUAGCAGAAGGGUCAUGAAUUUUCUACAUAAUAACGAACUGCUAACAGAUGACAGAACUACCUUGGUUGAUUAUGAAACGGACCUGAUUCCCCGGACCUUUGGGCGCUUGUUCUCUUCGAAUUCUAUUAGAUUUCGCGUGAUUCUUGUGUCUAAUGUUUCUACAUGAAUAUUCUUCAUUUAUAAAAAAUGGUGCUGCUAUCUCGAAUGAAGUGGUCUGCUCCUUCUUGAUAGAGAAUGUGAGUUGUCUAAUCGUAUAAGACUACCUGAGUGAUAUCGCCUCGGGCUUCGAAAAUGAACUAGCGGACUUAUCUGAUCGACCUCCCUUUCUUCCCUCUUCUUUCGUGAAGUUAUCAGAGAAUCAGAAUCUUUUGAGCUCCUAAACUACCUGGUCUAUCUUAUGCGCGCUUAUCUUCGGCUCUAGUAAAAAUGAUGAUGAUAGACUGAGACACUUCAACCAAUCCCCUCAAGUCCUGCGAUUGUUGCAGCCUGAUGAAGACAGGCGAUGAAUUCCAUCCAGAAAUCUGUGGCCGCACUAGAAACCUUGGGAUGCUUGUUGUCGUUUUCUUCAACAUCUGAAGCCACGCAGAAACCUUGCGAAUGAAAUGAAAAAAAUACCCUGAAUAGAAAUACUCUCCUCUAUGUGAUGGAAGAGGAUAGGUCUCUCUGAGAUCAUCAAAGCAGGCAUGGCUUGCCUCAGACAUUCGAUCUUCCUCGGCUUCGCGUUGUUGCUCGUUGGAUGUGAGCGAGGGGAUGAAGGCAUGAGGGAACGCCCAAGGGUGUCGCUGGAUGUUUGUCUUUGGAUCUUGCUGUCGCUUCGCAGUUCGUUCUCGUUGUGAAUCUAAUGAUGAAGCAAACGAGAGAAAAAAAGGCACUCCAGCGGAAAGAAAAAGCGAAGCCCUUGACGUAGAUGGGGCUCCUCUGCUCUGUCUUCGGAUAAUGUUCUUUCCGAGCUGUAAAAAGUAUCUCACUAUGUCAGGACUUUGGGCAUGUCGUACCUUGGUGGUAAUUGUUUAAUGAUAAAAGGAAAAAAUAAAAGAAACAUGUCGCGCCGAUUUCCGCAGGAGAGCGGUGGCAUCUUGUGCGCUGCGGUUCCAGUGCUGACAGCGGUGGCCGCCAUCCCGCCUCGAAAGGGGUCUCGUUCCUCUUCUUGCAGCAGAGCACUGGUGCGGCGUCGAGAAGGCGCAACUCCACACGGGCAGCACCUACUGCCUCUGUUGCUUGUUGCGAUCAUGUUGCUGCAGCGUGCCCGGGUGGCGUUCGUCGUCGUGCAAAUGACAGCCGCGAACUCCGUCGCGAGAAUCGUAUGGAGGCAGUGUUCCAGCCGCUUCGGUGGAUCGGUCGAGGGAUGAGGCGAGUGUGUCGGUGGUUUGGUUUCUUUCCUGAGAGAGUGAGGGUGAGAAGCGAAAAAAUUUCUUUGAAAAUCCUGCGAAUGUCCGCCAGCGGUAUCUGUAGCAGGCCGUUCUAUCCAACAUUCGGCUGCGCGUUGCCAUGAGUCACGAAUCGCGGCCAUUAUGUCUUUCGCUCUGUAAAAAAAAAAAAAAUUUGUCGAGAGUUGACAAAGUUCCGAGAGAGAAUGAACCAAGGCGAGCGCAUAUCGAGCUGAUAGUCAUACUGUGAGCCUAGGAACAGAGCAUCACUCUUAACUUCGUGGUCGGUCGUGAUGUCGCUUAACUUUAAGAAAAUAUAUAAUGAGGGACUCAGGUCUCACUGGAGUCACGAGAGCGGCAAGCCCGUACUUCCGCGCAAGCGACGACCGUCAGAUACCGGCAUCAUCGUCGAGUUUCAGCAUUCGUGAUAGAGAUAAACUAGUACACGGCAGCGUCUCACUUCCCACAGCAUCAAUAGUGUCCAGCAACGUCGUCGCGUCAGACAUCGACCAAGCCAUCCAAGAAGCUGAAGCUUUGACACUACCGCUGGACAGCACAGAAGAAGAGAAGUGCAUCGCGGGGAGUCAUAACGUUGAAAAAUUAGCCGAAGUUGAAUCUCCACAGUUCCACUCUGUGCGUGAAGAAGAUGGGAUCACUGUAAUCAACACCGACGACGACUUCAAAAACGAGCUCAAGGCACUCAAGGCUUCAGUUGGCGGGCUAUCAGAAUGGCGCCGAACGCUCAGCGAACAGCAAUCCAGGGACAAAGAUUCCAAGAAGUGCAGGAACUUCUAUCAUAGGGCCGAUGUGAAUGCCAUCGACUUGCAAACUUUCAAAAAAGAUGAUCACGCUUUCGAUCAGUUUCCACUUCGACCAGUACUAAAGGAGCUUUUAGUAGAAUCCGCGUUCACGGAUGUGCAGUCAUCAUUAGCAGAAUCGUCGGCGACCACCUACCAGUCGACUCCUAGCACAGUUGUGCCACGAGUUUGCGCGGUGUUGCGUUUCAUUCUUUGGCCAAUAACUUCCGACGGCGAGGCGCUCUCGUUCUUUACAAUUUUCACGAAAUCUAGGCUGUGUUCCAACGCGUGCACCAAGGUCGACGAGUUUGACCCGUCGAAGAGAGCGAUCUGGUGGAACAUCUUUCAGCAAUUGCCAGCCGCAGUAGGUGCAUUCAACGCCGCCAGAAACAUCCCGCAUGUGUUGGCAGACAAAGGCCCCAGGCUCAAGCGGCACUGGGUGGGUUUCAAGAAAAACGCUUAUCAUAACCCGCAAUGCCUGAAGUUCACUCCUAAACUCCAAGACAUUGCUGAUUUUGCUUUCGCAGCACACACGAAUUGGAGAAAGGAAGUUGCGAUCGCAUUGGGAACAAAGCUAGGACCUGGCUUACCUUCUCCGGUGUUAACCGACAAGCGGUUCCUUAGUGCUUCCAUCGUCCUUCAGCGUGCGAUCGUCCUCAUUUUGGGUUUCUUUGGCGUAAGACGAAGCGACGAGCUGAGGCGUCUAAGAGCAAGCAACAUCUUCACAGUCAGCAGCUCGAUCGUCUACAUCUAUGUAGAAAGCGCCAAGAGCGACAAGUUUGGUGCGGGUCACAAAGCAGCUACUCCAGUCAUUUUCAGCGACAUCGUCCGAGCUUGGGUUAAAUUCUCGGACAAUUUCCAUCGUUUUCAUCUCAGACAACAUUGGUCGUGCACGUCUGCGCCGUUUUUCUACGCGAUCGGACUGAACAAUAUCCCAACCAGAGGCAAACCAACUGGAAAGGAUUUCAUUAGGCAGCAAAUUAGCGCUGCUCUGGGUCAUCUCAAGCCAGCCGUUACCGUUGGAGGAAUAUCUUUACGCAAGGCAGGUUCGCAAUUUUUCACCCACUGGGACCAGUCACGCAAACUAGCCUAUUUCCAAGGCGGGUGGCGCAGCGCGUGUAUGUUGGGCUCUGUUUGCGCUCCUCCUGAAAUUGUCGAGAUCGCUCAAAAGGUUAACCAUGUCAGCGAUCUCGCGUUUAGUAAAUGCAAGAAUUUGCAAGUUCUAUCGGAAAUUGAUGAAUAUAUGUCCAAACCUUCUGUGGUUGACUUGGUGAAGCUGGCCUCUUGGGUCAACAGUGUUGCUUUGUCCCACAUUUCGUCCUCGGAUAUGCGAGCCGCAGCUCCGAAGUUAACCGAAAGCGUCGGAUCGUCAACGGCACAGCGGACAAAGCAACUUUUGGUCGUUUCGCGGCAGUCUUGUCGUCCGCCACGUUGUAACCAUGGCAUCACCCUUCGGGCGCGGUAGCGCGGUUAUUUCACCAGUCGAAGCGCAGUUAGGCCUUCUUCCACGUCCGCAGUUCACCAUUGGCGACUACACGCGUCGGAGUUUGCCUAUCAGACAUGACCAGUUACUCGAUUACUUAAUACUUAUCGGCACAAGAUGGGCCCCGAGAUGGUUGGAGAUAUUUUGAGGACUGUUGCGCAGUUGACGGCCUCUCGCUCAAUGUUGAGGAAUGCGUCCGCUGGGGUGUCUCCCCUGACUCUAUUGAGCGGUGGUUUGGCGGCCUCAAAUUACGCAUCGUUAGCGAUAAUUUUCAGACUUCUCAAACGGAGAACAAUUCGUCAACUGUCACUCACCAAGAUACCUUUGUCAGCGAAGUGCUCCGUUUAUCUGACAUGAGGAAAGUUGUUAUUUACGAUGCCACGAGGGCCCGGCCGAAUUCUCGGGUAGGGGUCUUUCCUCACCUGCAGACCUAUUGACUGCCCCCGCUUCGGUGCUGUUACAGAAGCAGGGCACCAAGAUUAGACUCAUCAGUGAUUGGAGCGCCUUAUCCUGCGCGCUCAGCCAGUCGCUGUUUGCCACACCGGUCGACUACGCGUCUUGGUGGGAUCUCUUUGAAGGUUCUGAGACCCGGAGCUUAUGUCUCCGGUCUCGAUCUGAAGGACUGUUUUCCGCACUGGCUUUUGCACCCGUCGCACAGACGACUGCUCGGCUGAGGUCUACCGUCCGUUCCUUGCAAGGCCGCCCAUCUUUUUCCUCCGUUUGGCAUCGCGCCGGCGCCCGGCGAAAACGACGCUAAUGCGAAGGAGCUCGUCAGAGUCUGUCACUCAGCAGGCAUAAAAUCGCACAUGUUCGACUACGUGGACGACAUAAGAUCGGUUCUUCCCGGUGCCAAGUGCCUGCCUCAACUCAAGAAGAAACGAGUCGUGAAUUAGAGCGACAGUUCUUCCUCCUCACUGCGCUUGGCUGUAAGCUGCAUGACAAGCCGGGGAAAAAAGUUGCCGCUGCACAGCGUUUCCCAUGGUUGGGCUUCCAGUGUGACACAAAAGCCAUGUGUAUGAAGAUCGAAGAGGGCAGGCGCCUCGACUACAUCCAGUUCGUCGAUAAAUGUUUCUCCGAUGUUGAGACUUCUGGCAGGUGUAAAGUCAAAGAAUUAGCUUCCGUCAAAGGAAAGCGUGGAUCUUGCACUUUCGUGGUCAGCCGUGGCUCGGUAUCUGCAAUGCAAAACGACAUCCAAGAAUCUGGAGCGACGAAACAGUGGCAGAAGAGCAGCAAACUCAGCCCAUCUAUCACACCUUCGCAAGCUGCUCUGGCGGGAGUAGUCUGGUGGCGACGCGUCCUUGCGUCGGAUCCUGCUGCUCCCAUUUUCUUCAAUGGCAAGCGUUGUUUCAUGUGGCGGGAAGAAGUCCUAACCUUUGGGGGCCAGUUCCUCCGAACAAUUGACCCAAGCAUUCUAAAUCUAAUCGUAGUCCAUGGCGACGCGGCGACUUCGAUUGGUACUGGUUGGGGAGGCACCGCCAACGGCGCCAGAUUCCAGGGUCUUUUCAAUGAUCGCUGGUCGUCAACUUCGAUUAAUGCCAAAGAAGCCAUAACGCCUGUCAUGCUCCUUGAAGCCUUCCUGGCUUCGGGAGGUUCGGCCCGGAGCAAAGUCAUCAUGUACUACUCUACGUCGACAAUCCAGCUGCGAAAAAGGCCUGCAACAGUCAAAGGUUCGCCAACAUCUUCGGAAAUGGCUGACGCCUCAAACGAGAUUCGCACUUUCGUCCUCAAGCAUUGUUGCGAGUUAGUUACAGGGAAAACCUUUGGAGCUGAAAACCCCAUCGCUGAUGCGCUGUCUCGCUUCGAGGACUCUGCUGCAAUCAUGAGCGACCAGUGCCCGGAGCGUUCUCUUUCUCCUCGGUGUUGGAAAAUCGUCGAAAACAAAUUCCCGGGUCUUGACACUGUGGCAAUGGCAUCCGACACGCAACCGGCGCCACCUAGCCUCGACUUCUCCUUUUCAGUCAACAGCAUGCCCUUCCACAACACCGGGCACCUUCUUCAUCACAAGUCAUGGCGGUUCCCGCCAACGUCUCUGGUUUAUGCGUCCCUUAAAUUCCUGGACAAACUAGUCACCAACGUGCCGGAGGCUGCGCGGCCGCGUUUCGUCAUAUUAGUUCCCACGCUAAGAGGUCAACUUCUGCCCCUCUGCUCGCAGUUAUUUCGCGGACCCACCUUUAAGCGCGGGAGUCUAAUCUUCCGCACUCCCUCCAGUGCUGCUGAGUUCGCAGCUGAUUCUGAGUACGUGGCUUGCUCAUCCGUACCUUCACAAAUUUGGUCAGUGUCGUUCUCCCCGCCAUUAUCCGUUCUUCUCCAAAUGGAGCUGCUUCUGCGUAGUGCGAGACUCCGCAUUUCCGCUCACUUGCGCGACCGUGUGAAGUUGGGUGACAUUGCUCUCGCCCCCGAAGGAGCUAUCGUUCACAUUUGCUGUUGCACGGCCAAGCGCCCUAUGGGAAUCGCGAAGGCUAUUUUCAAAGUGCACCCGGCCGCCUCCCGCUACCACGAACCACCGAGUUCAAAACCUCGCGGCUCCUUUGAGCACAUCGGCAAGAUAGUCAACGUGUACGCAAUGCACUUCCCUGGGCCGCCACGCGCGUUAUCUUCAUCUUCAUCGCCACCGGGCGACGCAUCAACGCGCCUCGAGUUUUUCGGUCGGUCAAUGGCAUUAAUUCCACUUCAUCUGGCGCGUGCCGCUAUAUCUUCUGUGGCAGUUCCGCUGGACAUCGGAGCUGGUAUGUGCGGUGGCAGGGUCACCGAUUACGCCCUCGCUCUCGACGAGUUUGUCGCUUCGUGCAGAAAAUUGAAUAUCACAGUCGUUCUAUAUCAACUCCCGCACUCUCGCUGACUUUUGACAUCUAUUGUGCCUAUGCUGGCCAAAUCGUUCUUCACAACGAAUUCCACAAUUCAUAAGUUCAAAACGAUGCCACUACUGCGAGUGGGCUAGACUGGAUGUCUGGCUGUACUUGCAAGAUAACGCUCCUAGUGUCUCUUUCGUCAGCACCUACUCAAUGCUCAUCAAUUGUUGUUAUGCUAGAAUAGCGUAGGUGUUCGACAUAACCAAUUUAGGAGCGUUAUCGGUGCUGGCUGUCAUCCCAAACAUCAUGCCAGUACUCCGUAUUCAGGGGGCUGCGCAUCCUACACGCAGUGCACUCGGGGCGCCGAGUGUAAUAUUCCAUAAUCCAUAUUCUAACUCUGUACUCAUUCAAAACAAAACCCACCCUCCACUCCCUCAAUAUUCCCAACCAUCAUUCACUCCAGCCCACUCCGCGGUAGUGCUCGUUGGCCAAAUCCCAAAUCGUUCUUCGCAACGAAUUCCACAAUUCAUAAGUUCUUUCAAAACGAUGCCACUACUGCGAGUGGGCUAGACUGGGUGUCUGGCUGUACUUGCAAGAUAACGCUCCUAAUGUCUCUUUCGUCGGCACCUACUCAAUGCUCAUCAAUCUCAAAUGGUAUUGGCCGCAUAAGCGCAGAGAUAGCAACUAGCAAACAAACGCUCGCUUCUCUCCAAAAAGAGCUGGAAAAUCUGCAAUAG
Messenger RNA from Amoebophrya sp. A25, 24708 nucleotides. The record is from the annotation of a GenBank genome assembly. NCBI's taxonomy places the organism in Eukaryota, Dinophyceae, Syndiniales, Amoebophryaceae.